Molecule: messenger RNA, 1539 nt
Organism: Vanrija pseudolonga
Lineage: Eukaryota; Fungi; Basidiomycota; Tremellomycetes; Trichosporonales; Trichosporonaceae
Product: Lactose permease
Exons: 9
Coding region: 1-1539 (512 amino acids)
Biological process (GO): carbohydrate transport; transmembrane transport
Cellular component (GO): membrane
Molecular function (GO): carbohydrate:proton symporter activity
Source: RefSeq, a predicted model, not a curated record
AUGCCGAGCACACCGCUAGUACGUCCCACCGCCACAGGCACAGGCAUCGCUGACGGCCCAGACAACACGGCCACAUGGUGGUGGCAGGACCGCGGGCUGCGCCUGUGCAUGGCCAACAUCUUCGUGCUCUUCCUCACGCCGUACACGCAGGGGUUUGACGGCAUUCUUUUUACCGGGUUGCAGGUGAUGCCUGCGUUCUUGACAAAGUUCCGCCCUAGCGACACGGAGCUCGGGCUCAUGGCCGCGAGUGUCGGAUUCCCGCUGUUGGGCGUGCCGUUCUUGGUGCAGUGGCUUGCGGACCGGUACGGCCGGCGGCCGCUCAUCACUGUGUCGUGUCUGUUCGUGAUCGGCGGCCCCCUCAUCUCCGGUCUCGGCAAAACGCGGGGCACCUUUAUCGGCGGGCGCGUGCUCACGGGCGUCGGCAACGCGUUUGUGCAGGUCACUGCGCCGACACUCAUCGCCGAGAUUGCGCACCCGCGCUUCCGGCCCGUCGUGACGGCGAGUUACCAGCCCACGGCGUUCAUCGGCGCCGUCAUCUGCGGGUGGAUCAUGUUCGGGGUGACCAAGUGGAACUCGGACUGGGCGUGGCGCGUGCCGACGCUCCUGCAGUGCCUGAGCUUUAUCCCCGUGCUCUUCUGGUCGGUCUCGCCGUGGAUGGUCGAGUCGCCGCGAUACCUCGUCUACAGCGGCCAGAAGGACAAGGCUCACGCACUGCUCGCGAAACUCCACGCCAAUGGGGAUAUGACCGACGAGCUCGUCGUCAACGAGCUCAAUGAGAUCGUUGAGGCGUGCGACGCCGACCGGGAGAGGGGCAAGACGUCGUCGUUUGCAGACUUUGUCCGCACGCCAGGGAACAUUAAGCGCCUGUUGAUCAUUCUCGUGUUUGGAUUCAUCUCGCAGAUGAGCGGGAAUGGCAUCGUCACCAUCUACAUUGGCCGCAUGCUCAUCAUCGCGGGGAUCCACGACCCACUCACGCUCCAGGGGAUCAUUUGCGGGCUCACCAUGUGGCUCCUGAUCUCGGCGCUCCUCGCAGCCCAGUUCGUCGAGCGCAUCGGCCGCCGAGGCAUCCUUCUCUGGGCACUGGUUGGCAUGAUCAUCUCGCUGUCGCUCGUGACGGCUUUCAGCGCACUUGUCGAAACCGCUCCUCGCUAUGGCGUCGGCGCGAUCGUGUUGAUCUUCAUCUUUAGCGGGAUUUACAGCUCGGCCUUCGCCGUCGUCCCAUACCUCUACCUGACCGAGAUCCUGCCGUACAACCUCCGCGGCAAGGGCCUGUCCAUCUUUGCCUUUGUAAACGCCGCAUUCACAAUCUACACCCAGUACGUCUCGCCCAUCGCCCUCGGCAGCAUAGGGUGGCGAUACUACAUCGUAUUUAUCGCCUGCGACGUCUUCACCUUGGUGGCAAUGUACUUUGUGAUCACCGAGACGCGUGGGCACACGCUCGAGGAGAUCCAGGAGCUGUUCGACGGGCAAGCGCUUGGGCGUGUGGCGACGGGUGCCACCGACGAGAAGGGUCACGUGGAGGAGAUUGAAGACAAGUAG